GCAGCGGCGACGGCGGCGCGGGCCUGGGAGACCAGGCACAUGCCGCGAUGCAGCACUAUGGGGUGAAUGGCUACUCGCUGCAUGCCAUGAACUCGCUCAGCGCCAUGUACAACCUGCACCAGCAGGCGGCCCAGCAGGCCCAGCACGCCCCCGACUACCGGCCCUCAGUGCAUGCACUCACGCUGGCCGAGCGCCUGGCUGACAUCAUCUUGGAGGCCCGCUAUGGCUCACAGCACCGCAAACAGCGUCGCAGCCGCACCGCGUUCACAGCUCAGCAGCUCGAGGCCCUGGAAAAGACCUUCCAGAAGACUCACUACCCGGACGUGGUGAUGCGUGAGAGGCUGGCCAUGUGCACCAACCUGCCUGAGGCCCGGGUGCAGGUGUGGUUCAAGAACCGCAGGGCCAAGUUCCGGAAGAAGCAGCGCAGCCUGCAGAAAGAGCAGCUCCAGAAGCAGAAGGAGGCUGAGGGCUCCCACGGGGAAGGCAAGACCGAGGCCCCGACCCCAGACACCCAGCUGGAGACUGACCAGCCCCCCAACCUGCCCAGUGGCGACCCCCCUGCUGAGCUUCACCUGAGCCUGUCUGAGCAGUCAGCCAGUGAGUCGGCCCCCGAAGACCAGCCUGACCGGGAGGAAGACCCCCAGGCAGGGGCUGAGGAUCCCAAGACUGAGAAGAGCCCUGGGGCUGAGAGCAAGGGGCUGGGCUGCAAGAGGGGCAGCCCCAAGGCAGACUCCCCGGGCAGCCUGGCCCUGACGCCUGCAGCCCCGGGGGCCGGCCUGCUGGGCCCCUCCCACUCCUACUCCUCCUCCCCGCUGAGCCUCUUCCGUCUGCAGGAGCAGUUCCGCCAGCACAUGGCCGCCACCAGCAAUCUGGUGCACUACUCGUCCUUCGAAGUGGGGGCCCCGGCCCCCGCCGCCGCGGCCGCCGUGCCCUACCUAGGCGUCAACGUGGCCCCGCUGGGCUCACUGCACUGCCAGUCGUACUACCAGUCGCUGUCCGCGGCCGCCGCUGCCCACCAGGGAGUGUGGGGGUCCCCGCUGCUGCCUGCGCCCCCUGCAGGCCUGGCGCCUGCCUCAGCCGCCCUGAACAGUAAAACCACAAGCAUUGAGAACCUGCGGCUGCGGGCCAAGCAGCACGCAGCAUCCCUGGGACUUGAUACGCUGCCUAACUGACUGCUGGCCGCCCCCUGCAGCCAGGGCUCUUGGGCGCCCCCAGCCCAGCCCCAGGGUCAUCCCAACAUGGCUCUCAAGGAGCUACCUCAUGAGCCCAGGGAUCCUGGGGCCUUGGAGUCCUGCCUCCUGCCCCCCCAUCUCCCCAAGCUCCAGCCCUCGGUGAAGCCCACACCUGCACCCUCUGCAUGGCCCUGCUUGGAUCCCAUGGAGGCCGAAUGGGGAGGAGGUGAGAGGCUAGUGCCCCCAGCUUUCCCCAGUGAGAGGUUCUAGCUGGCCAGACCCCUGCCUCAGGGUCGCCUCCUCCUAUCCCCUGCUUCCUCCCCUAGUAAGUUGCUGUGUGGAAUGUGAGAUAUAAAUAUAAAUAUAUAAAGCUAUAUUUUCAGGCAUCUGCCUGCCCCAGGCCCCCUGCCCCGCUCCAGCUCCAUCGCUUCUCCACUGCCUCCCCCCAGCUCUGCCUACAGCUUCUGCUCUCCCUCUGGCCUUCCCUCCUCUCUCUGUCUCCGCUUUCCUCCUUCUCCUUUCCCCACCCUCUGUCUUCCCCUCUCUGGAUCUCCCCACCCUGUCUCUUCUUCCUGCCCCUGCUUUCUUUCUUCCGUGCUGGCUGUGUUGAUGUAGACCGGUCCCAAAUUACGUUUUGUUUGGGGAUAUGGCUUUUCAGUUUUAGUCAUUUGGCUUCUUCCUGUUCCUCUCCUUUUGCUUCUUCCCAGCCUCCUGGCUC
Bubalus bubalis (water buffalo) is the source of this 1890-nucleotide messenger RNA. It is a transcript of the gene DMBX1, whose product is annotated as diencephalon/mesencephalon homeobox 1. Gene Ontology annotation, molecular function: DNA-binding transcription factor activity, RNA polymerase II-specific; RNA polymerase II transcription regulatory region sequence-specific DNA binding. Bases 48 to 1172 code for a protein of 374 amino acids. Lineage: Eukaryota; Metazoa; Chordata; Mammalia; Artiodactyla; Bovidae. The transcript is spliced from 5 exons. The record is from RefSeq and is a predicted model, not a curated record. Gene Ontology annotation, biological process: regulation of transcription by RNA polymerase II.